Molecule: messenger RNA, 1230 nt
Organism: Fulvia fulva
Lineage: Eukaryota; Fungi; Ascomycota; Dothideomycetes; Mycosphaerellales; Mycosphaerellaceae
Exons: 4
Coding region: 1-1230 (409 amino acids)
Source: RefSeq, a predicted model, not a curated record
AUGGUGAGCGGCUACGCCUCUCCCGAGGCAGUCCUCGGACUCUGCUUCACCUUCACCAGCAUCGCCUUCAUCUCUUGCGUUCUGCGCAUGUACUCACGCCUCUUCCUCGUGCGACAGCCAGGAUGGGACGAUCUGUGUGUCUCAAUCGCAAUGACGUUCACGAUAGUCGAUGCAGGGGCUCAAGUGUUCAAGAUACGAUAUGGCAUGGGCCAGCAUACCGACACUCUGAGCGAUGCAGGGCUCAGCAAUCUGGAGAAAUCACACUGGGUUGCGGCGUGGAACUAUUUCUUUGGUUUGGGCUUUGCGAAGUUGUCGAUUAUCUUGCAGUGCUUGAGGAUUUUUGCACACGUUCCUAAGUUUAGGAGGUGGGCUUGGGCAUUGCUGAGUAUUCAGACUGUAAGUCGUGGGCAUGGCUUGGUGGCAACGUAUGAAAUGCUGACUUUAGCGUUGCAGCUCUUCACGCUAUGGACUGGCAUCCAGUCGAUAUUCCUGUGCUAUCCAGUCGAGUACUUUUGGGAUAAGACCAUCGAAGGUGGGAAGUGCCUGCCCAGAGUCGAGCUAUGGUUCUUCAUCUCCGGCUUCAACAUCCUCACCGAUAUCGCCACUGUCAUUCUCCCGAUACCUAUGAUCAAAGACCUGCAAAUGCCCAAACGCGAGAAACGCGCCCUGAUGGCUGUCCUCUGCCUCGGCGGCAUAGUCUGCGUCAUCACCAUAAUCCGCCUCUACUCCCUCUACGUCCUCGUCGGCGCCACGGAUCCAGUGCACGAAAUCGCCGCCGGCGCAAUCUACUCGAACCUCGAAGUCUCACUGGCAAUCUUCCUCUCCUGUCUUCCCACCCUCAAAGGCCUGUUGACCAGCUACUUGCCCAUGAUGUUCAUGUCCCGCUCCGACCCGUCCUGCGGGAUGUCAAGCUCUACGGACCUGGAACUUACUGGUCAGGGAAAGAGUCAGCAUAGUGUUACUGUGCAGGCGAGCGAGACGGGGAGUAGGAGGGAUUGGAGUAAGGGGAAGUUUAGAUUUAGCGGACGGGGGAGUUCGGUGUUUGGGGGCAGGAAGGAGAGGGUGGAUAUUGAUAGUGAGGUUGAGGAAGGGAGUUGGGGUAGCAAAGAGGGGAAGGGUUAUUGGAAAGGGGAGAUUGAAGUUGUGACGACGGUGGAGCAGGUUGAGAGGAGACUGGGGAGUAGUUCGGAGAAUCUUGUGCCGGUUGCGCAGCCGCUGGAGAGGCCGUAG